AUGGACGAGCUUGUGUCGCACCAUGGGCAGCCUCAGCCCCAGCAUCACCACCCACACCCACAGCCUCUGCCGUCCCCCUCAACACCAUCAGGCAAUGUGCUCACCCCGACCUGGCGGGGCAUGGUCAUGUCCACCAUCGACGCGCUCAAGGUUGUCGAGGCCUGUCUCACAGGCACUCUCAUGCACACCGCCCGUCGGCCACACGACAGAGAACGAGAACAUCUCAUCCGCAGCGGCAACGUGUUCGUCUAUGAGGAGUCCUCCUCCGGCAUCAAGCGCUGGACUGACGGACAGAAUUGGAGCCCCAGCAGGAUCCUGGGCAACUAUCUGAUCUACCGAGAGCUCGACAAGAGCUUCCCCUCUGGUGAUAAGAAGAGGGCUAUCAAGCGGAAGAGAGAGGGCAAGCCCGAUCUCCAGCAGAGCGGCCACCCCACCACCACCACUACCAACAGCACCACGCCUGAUGCGCCGACUUCUCUUAACGACGAGCGGGAGAGGGCGCUCCUGGGCUCCCUCGUCGACUCGUACCCUUUUAAGGAGGGUGGGCUAAUCAAGAAGACCAUCAGCAUCAAGUGGAACAACGUUAUGCACCACCUUGUCAGCUACUACUCCCUCGAGGACGCGAGGAACCAUAGGCUCCCCUUCCCCAGU
Molecule: messenger RNA, 651 nt
Organism: Cryphonectria parasitica EP155
Lineage: Eukaryota; Fungi; Ascomycota; Sordariomycetes; Diaporthales; Cryphonectriaceae
Exons: 1
Molecular function (GO): DNA binding
Source: RefSeq, a predicted model, not a curated record